AUGGUGUCCUGCAUCUUGAUCCUCCUGCUUGGCUGGCCGGUCGCCGCUGGUGCCGGUGCCGGUGCCGGUGCCGGUGCCGGCUGUCCCGCGCCCGCGCCCGCGCCCGCUCCCACCAAGAGACACACCCGGCUCUCAAACACGGCGGCGCGGGCCGCUGCGACAACCAACGGGUACCCCUGCGACUACAAGUACUGCGACGGGCGGGGCUCCAUGUGGUGCUACUACUGGGACGGGGUGACUGCAUACGACGUGUCCAAGGGUCCGAUUCCGGCCGAGACGAGGGUCCCGGUUGGGCUGUGUUGA
This is a messenger RNA of Ustilaginoidea virens, 303 nucleotides long. RefSeq lists its product as uncharacterized. The coding region runs from base 1 to 303 and encodes 100 amino acids. Lineage: Eukaryota; Fungi; Ascomycota; Sordariomycetes; Hypocreales; Clavicipitaceae. The transcript has a single exon. The record is from RefSeq and is a predicted model, not a curated record.